Molecule: messenger RNA, 1553 nt
Organism: Ceraceosorus bombacis
Lineage: Eukaryota; Fungi; Basidiomycota; Exobasidiomycetes; Ceraceosorales; Ceraceosoraceae
Source: the annotation of a GenBank genome assembly
AUGGGUGGGUACGAGCUUCAUCAGAAGCUGCGAACGAAGGCCGUACGACAAUUGAAGAAGAAGGAUUAUGCAGGUGCCAUCGAAUCGCUGCACGGGGGAGCCGUCGAGCUGCUGAAAGAGGGAGAGCAAGGAUCCGGAUGUGACUUGGGAGUUUACAUGAUCGAUGUAUAUGGUCAAGCUGAACUACCUAGCGACGAGACCAGCAGAGGUGAGACACACAUGCUGUGUUGGCCUGACCUCUCUCGACACUGACUUGUGAGCCGCUGCUUGCUCAAGGUCGUAUUCUAGAGAUCGUCAAAGCUGCCAAGCCUGACUUCUGGCGCAAGAAGGUGAUUGAUGCGGCCAUCAAGUAAGCAUGGGUCGAGGUUUCUGAGUCAUUAAACUGUCCCUCUGAGCUGAUUCCUUGCCCAUUCGUUUCAUACUCUUGCAGGUGGUCUGCGAAGGUGACAAAUGCACCAGCUGGAGAUGGGCACUUGCGUCUGGCGUUGGGAGAAGCUCUUGUAGCCUGUGAGUGGACAGUGGCCGCAUUACGCACGCCGCCCUUGUCGACCUGAUCAACAACUAUGUGCCACUUUUGGGCUCUUAGCUGGCGACUUCUACGCGGCAGAAGGCCACCUCUUGGCAGCUUCGGCACCCCCUCCUGGAAACGCCAGUUUAGCCUCUCAACAUUUUGACGCAUCUGCUCCUACCAAAUUCGCCUCCAGUCAGCUGACCUGGCUGUAUGCGCAUGCGGAGACAGAGUCUCAAGCCAAAGGCGAGAGCAGGGAUCAGGCAACCAUCGCAAGGUCAGAAUCAGGAAGGUGGGCCUUGAGAGGACUUUUGCCGUGAGUUUUUACCAGAGGUGCAAUUGCUGGGCCCCUAACCUCAGCUGACAUGCGAAGCCCCAUGCUUUCAGGUUGCUUGUUGCUCGAGCUUUCACAGGCUCACGAGCGUUCCUCAUUGCCUACGUCAAAGAGCUCGUCGCAAAGCAUCCAAAACUUCUAUUGCCAACUCAACCGAAUCCCAAGGCGUUCUCGCCUGUCGGCGGAACAAGUACUGCGCAAUCCGAUCCGUUGCAGCUGUACAUGACGGCCAACGCGGAUCUCAACUUUGCUCAGAUGACACUCGCUCUCGUGGGUCAAGCCGUGAGCGUCAAGAAGUCGGGUCAGAGGGUUGGCGAUCAGCUGCGCAAUGCUUGGGGAGGAUUGAUUCAGCAGUAUCAGAGGGAAGGACCUGCGCUGGAAGCGGACGAAUUCGUCGGUGAUGUGAGUGGCUAGCCAGUGCUCGCUCGCUCUAGGCUCCUCGUCAUUUAUCAUGCGCUGCUUCCUGACAACCUGUUUCCUUCUCAAAAGACGAUCAAUGGUAUUUCGACGCUCUACUUUGACGUCAGGUCCAAUCAGCCACAGGGAAACUUCAUGCAGGACAUGCUUGGAGCUCUGAUGGGCGGAGGACCCCAAGGUGGCUCGCAGCCGGCUCCAGUCGUCGUCAAGCAACCGCCCGCACCUAAGGGCGUGCCGAGACCAGACACCGAAGAAUCUGCCGGAGAUGGUGGAGAGGAAUUGGAUCUCGACUAA